GCAGCGGAUGCUUUCUGACUGGGGAAGGUGUUAUUUUUGGCAGGGAGAACUGUUCCGUUUCAACACACCAAGAACGUGCUUUUUGUCCGGUGUGUGGAUGAAGGUUGGAGAGCGUCUUUUCUAAGCCUCCCUGGUGGAAGCCAGACACACUGAAUUUGCAUGACAAUAAAACUGCGCUUGUUCUCUCUCUCUAGGGACCUGUCCAAUAACAAGAUCACGGUUUUAGAUGCUGAGGCUUUUGAACGCCUGACUUCCCUGCAAACGCUAGAUAUAAGCCACAACAUGAUUUCUACGCUAGAAGAUGGAAUAUUUGAUAAAUUAUUUAAUUUAAGUGACAUAAACUUAAGCCUGAAUCCAUUUCUUUGUGACUGCAAACUUUCCUGGCUCCCUCGCUGGGUGGAAGAGAGAAAAGUGAACGUGAUCCGGCCGUGGGAUACGAAAUGCGCCCAGCCUCCGGAACUGGCCAGUCUUCCUCUUUUCAAUGUUUCCUUCCCCAAUGGGACGUGUGGAGCGCCGUACAUCGCCUGCGUGACCGACAACAACACCGGGGCAGCCGAUUCCGUCAUCCUCUUCACGUCCGUUCCUUCCGCAAACCUCAGCGAGGAGGCCUGCAGCGCCCUCUGCUACGCGGACGCCCAGGAGUACGGCAGCCUCGGCGCCCAGGCGCAGUGUCUGUGCGGCGUUGCCGUGGAACCCAAUUCUUCCUCCGGCUGUUUGCCCUUUUGCACCGAGGGCUCUGCUGGCCAGGCCUGCGGCGGCCCUUCCCUUCUCCGCUCGUUCUUCCCGGCCCGGCUGCAGGCCUCUCUCACGGGCCCUCCCCGCCCUCACCACCGUCACCAUGCAGCGGCCUUCCAUGUCAGUGCUCCAGACACGGUCAGCACCGUCCAGUGGGACUUCGGGGACCACACGGGGCUUCGCAACACCACCGAAAAGGCCGUGCUCCACCAGUAUGCCUCGCCCGGGCGCUACAACGUCACCGUCACCCUCUUUGUGGGCGCCCGGGUCGCCGCCGUGCACACCGAAGUCGAGGUGGUGGCUCCCCCUGAGCUGAUAGACCUGCAGUGUCCUGCCAUGGUGCGGACGAAUGAAAGCCUCGACCUACGGAUCAGGAAUAGGGGCGGCAUCGGCCUCCCCGCCGUGUAUCGUAUCGUGGCCGAGAACGACGGGCUGGGCAAAGUGGUUCACCCAAUGUGCCCACCGGAUGGCCUGGUCUUCCCUGGCAACCGUCACUGCUACCGGCUGGUGGUGGAGAAGGCCCCGUGGCUGGAGGCCCAACAGCACUGCCAGGACCGUGGCGACGGAGCGCUGGCUUCUGUGAGCAGUCCUGAGAUUCAGCGCUUCUUGGUCGCUCAUAUCAUCAGGGGCCUGGACGUCUGGAUCGGAUUCAAUGAUUUUGCAAGCGCUGGAGCUCAGCAGAAGGACGAAGGAUUUAAUUUGGAGAGCUGUCAGAACUGGCUGCCGGGAGAGCCCCAUCCAUCCAACGCCGACCACUGUGUCCGGAUGGGCCCGACAGGCCAGUGCAACACGGACCUGUGCAUGGCCAAGCACAGCUACGUCUGCGAGUACAAUCUGACAGGAAUUCUUUUGAAUGCCGAAAACUUUUAUGUGGGCAACCCUGCGUUUGACACACCCGGGUCUGUGAACCUCGUGGCCAGGGCCAGGUCUCUGCCAGCGCCGUCGGACACUGUGGAGGUAAGGGCUCGCACCCUGUCCCUGCGGAGGGAAGGCUGUGAGUUUGAGACCCAAGACCUGCAGCGUCCGGUUCACGUGAGGUUUCAGGUGCACAGACCCGCACGUCGAGAAGGUUACAGUGAGGAAAAAACCGCCACCUAUCCAACACACACUUCUCAGGAUAUUGGACCCUGGACACUACUUGAAUGCCCUGCUGGUUUCCAAUGGUGUCACUUGACUAACACAUGUUUGUCGCUAAGCAGUUGCUGCAGCCCAGCGGAUUGUGCCAACGAUUCCAUCACCAAUAGCACCACCUCCCUCUCUGGGCACAAUGAAAGCCAGCUCAGCUAUGAACUCCUCAAAGAGUUUCUCUUCACUAUCCCGCCAGGCGCCUCUGCUCAGUAUCUGGUGACAUUUCAAGGUGAAGACACCUUUGUCCGGCCUAAGGAUGUCUUCAGCAUCCAGCACGAUGCAGCGCCGGGCUAUUUCCUCCAUUGUCGGCCAAGCACAAUAUCACCGUACAGCCGCCGGGGCCCCCAGCCUGUCCACCUGCCUCACUGGAGCGCUCUGGAACAUGACACCGUGUGCUCUCUCAGGGUUCUCUCUGCCACCGAACAGGCAACGCCGCUUACCAUCCCAUCCAAUCCCGGACUGGAGCGCCCCGGCUUCUACACCGUCAAUGCCACGGUGGACUAUGGAGUCUUCAGUGCCAACUUGUCUUGUAGUUUCUGGGUGGCUUCUCCGGUGUCGGGCCUCCGUGUCAUUUACCCCCCUCCUCAGAGCGGGAAAGUCUACGUGCCCACCAACCACACGUGGCUGGUGGUGAAGAUCUCCUCAGGGGCGAACGCAACAGCAAGCUGGCUCGACGAGAACCGGACCUUCCCCUUCGAAGGGGCGUGCCCGCCAGCCGUGGUUCCGCUGACAGCGGACUGCGCCCGGAACACCAACGACACCUGGUUUGCGGUGGUCGAGCUGAGCGGGGUGGGGGAGCGCGCGAGCCCCAUGCUGCUGAUGGUGGAAAACGCCGUGAGCUCCCAGAACAUCACGGUGAAAGUGAAAGUGGAGGAGCCCAUUAGUGGACUUGGCGCGACCCCCAACCCAGAAACCAGAGUCUUGCUAAACACCCGGGUGAGCUACGUCCCUGUGAUGAAGGCCGGGUCGGAUGUGACUUUCCGAUGGACGGUGGACGAUAAGCCCUCUUUCACGUUCUACAACGUUGUCUUCAACGUUAUCUACCAAAGCCCCGCUGUGUACAAGCUAUCGCUCACUGCGUCCAAUCACGUCAGCAACGUCACCGUGGAUUACAACGUCACAGUGGAGAAGAUGAAUCGGAUGAAGGACCUGACCGUGUCCGAGAUCCCCCGCCUCCUCCCUCAGAACGCGACAGUGGAGCUUACCGCCACCGUAUGGAUCGACUCGGCGGUGGACGUGGCCUUCUUAUGGGAUUUUGGAGAUGGUGGUCAUGAGAGUUACCAGUUCACACCUCCCUAUAACGAGUCUUUCCUCGUUCCUGAUCCCAGCGUCCAUCAGGUUGUGGUCGAGCACAAUGUGUCGUACACCUAUCGAGCGCCAGGAGAAUACAGCCUGGUGGUUCUUGUGUCCAACAGUUUUGAGAACCUUACCCACCAGAUUCCGGUUCACGUCCACGCUUACCUGACUGGCUUGACUGUUCAAGCCGACGCCGAUGUCCUGGUCGUAGGACAGCCUGUCACCUUCGAAGCCUGCCCACAGCCAUCCGCCUACGGCGUCUGGUACACCUGGGACUUUGGGGAUGGCUCCUGGCUGCUGUCGGAGAGCCGACAGAGAGUGACCCACAGCUACCAGGCCAAGGGGAUGUAAAAUGUCAGCCUGACAGCCAACAACACUGUGAGCCGCGUGGAGACACACCGCCGUUACCGUGUCUUUGAAGAGAUCACCGGGUUGAGCGUUUCCUCUGACAGGGUGGUGGAGCUGGGCCUCUCCAUAUCAGUAAAUGCUUCCGUGGAGACAGGGGACAACAUCAGCUGGAUAUUUGACAUGGGGGACGGGACCAUACUGAUGAGCACGGUGCCAGUGGUAGAUCAUGUGUACAUCAAGGAUGUCAACUGCACUAUUAACGUGACUGCUGUGAAUCCCGUGAACUCUCUCUCUCAGGCUGUGCCUGUCCGGGUAUUUGUCCUGGAGGUCCUCAAAAUAGAGCCUUCCUCUUGCAUCCUGGAGCAGCCCAACGUGCAGCUACGUGCGCACGUCUCGGGGAACUCCGAGAACUAUCUUUUUGACUGGACCUUUGGAGAUGGCUCGACCAACGUCACCGUCUACGGGGACCCCGUGGUGACGCACAACUUCACCAGCAGCGGAAUCUUUCCCCUCUCCCUGAUUCUCUCAAGCAGCGUGAACAAGGCGCACUACUUCACCAUCGUCUGUGUGGAGCCAGCGAUUGUCAAUGUCACGCUCCUUCCCCCCAGGCAGUUUGCGAGGCUUGGAGAAGAGAGCAAUUUCCAGGUCAGUGUCAUGCCUCCGUACCAAUACAAAUACUACUGGGACUUUGGGACCAAUGAUUCUGCUCGCUCCGGUGGGACUGAAGUGAGUUACACUUACAAGAGCACAGGGCUCUACCUGGUCACAGUGACCGUCUCCACCAACGUCUCGUUCAACAACGACACGGCUUUUGUGGAAGUCCAAGAACCGGUUAGGGUCGCGAAGAUUGAAUACAACGGGACCAGGGUUUUGGAGCUGAAUCAGAUCUAUCUGUUCUCCGCCAGUGGGAACGGGACCAAAGUGAGCUACCGCUGGGACUUGGGGGAUGGUUAUAACCAGCUCGGACAGUUCAUCACCCAUUCUUACAACGCCACCGGCAGCUACACCAUCAGCUUGACGGGCUGGAAUGAUGUGAGCCUCAAUGAGACCAGCAUCAAUGUCACCGUGAAGAGGCGACUCCAGGGGCUUACCGUCAAUGCCAGCAGGACGGUGGUGCCACUGAACGGGUCAGUGAGCUUCGUGGCCACGCUCCUAGCCGGCAGCGCUGUCCGGUAUUCCUGGAUCCUGUGCGAUAGGUGCACGCCCAUCCAAGGCUCUUCCACCAUUUUCUACACCUUCCGGUCCGUGGGGACGUUUAACGUCAUUGUGACGGCAGAAAACGAGAUCAGCUCCCUGCAGGGCAGCAUCUAUGUCUACGUCUUGCAGCAGAUCGAAGGGCUGCAGAUCGUCAGCAGCGACCUCGUGGAGGAGGCGUAUUUCCCUACCAACAAGACGCUUCAUCUGCAAGCGGUGGUGAGAGACGGGACCAACAUCUCUUAUAGCUGGACCGCCCUGAAGGAUGGCAGUCCCCUGCAGACAUUCAGUGGGAAGACCUUUUCCUGGAACGUCCUGGAGGCUGGGAACUACACGAUCCAUCUGAAAGCCACUAACAUGCUGGGGAGCAUAGCUGUGAACAGGACAGUGGAGUUCAUUGAAAGCAUCGGCCUUUUGAAACUUUCUGCCUUCCCCAAUCCGGCUGCCACCAACACCUCAGUUAACAUAAGCACCAGCGUGACCAGUGGCACAUGCCUAAUAUAUAUUUGGCACCUAGAAGAAGGUUUCUCGCCUGUUACCACCGAGCCUUUUGUCCUACAUUCUUUCCAGAGACAUGGCGCAGUAGAGGUCACCGUCACAGCCGAAAACAAGAUUGGUUCCCAUAAUGCAUCAGUUUACAUCUUUAUACAGGAACCCAUCGUGGGCUUGAGGAUUAGGACUGCGGUGCCAGACUGCAGCUUUGUCCCAUCGGGCUCUGUGGUGACCUUCAGCGGUGAACUCGAAAAGGGGACUAACAUGAGUUGGUUGUGGGAGCUGCCGCAGGACUGGCAGGAUGGACAGACCGUGGCAGUGAAGUUCCCGGAUGCUGGCUUUUUCUCUGUCUCUCUGAAUGUGUCCAAUGACAUCAGCUGGGCGGUGGCCAGCAAGAAUAUCACAGUGCAGGACAGAAUCGAAGGCCUGGAGCUUUUGGUGAGCAAGAAGGUGGUUGAGCCGGGGGAACCGGUCUCUUUUGUGAUCAGCAUGUCUUCCGGCUCCUCCGUGAGCUAUUUGGUGAACAUCAGUGGGGGCUUCUCCUUGGUGCUCAAUGGCUCUCGGUAUACCCAUGAAUUCACUGAGAGUGGUGAUUACCUCGUGGUGGUGAUGGUGUGGAACCAAGUCAGCAGGGAACGCACAGAGGUGCGUAUCUCAGUACUGGAAGCCAUCCGUGACCUAAGGCUCGUCAACUGCUGCGAACUGGGCAUCCCAACGGGAAUGAGAAAGACCUUCACCGCCCAGGUUGGGAGCGGCUCCCGGGUGUCGUUUUCCUGGCAGUUCUCUUUGCAGAAAGAGCACGGCCGCGCCCUGGUCAGUUUGAUGGGCGAAAGUGUCUCCUACGCGCCGGCAGCUGCAGGGCUGCUCGAAAUUCAUCUCAGUGCUUUCAAUGACCUGGGGAGUUUGAACACCACCAGGCUGAUCCACGUCCAAGACCCAAUCACUCACAUCUCCCUUAAGCCCACGCUGGCCUUCGUUAACAGGACGGCAUUAUUCGAAGCUUCCGUGCAGCCGAGUGCGUGGCAAGUUAACUUCCGGUGGGGCUUUGGGGACGGUUCCCCAGCUCAGAUCACAGAGGUGGCAGCCAUGAACUACUCCUACCUGAAGCCCGGGGACUACCAGGUGGAGGUGAACGCCACCAACCUCGUUAGCUUCAUGACCGCCCAGCUCACAGUCACCGUCCGAGUCUUGGAGUGCGAGGAGCCGGAGGUGGAACUCGCCCUGCCGCCGCAGGUGGUCAUGAAACGAUCCCAGCGGAGCUACCUGGAGGCGCAGAUCGACCUCCGUGGCUGUGUCAAGUACCAGACAGAAUAUCAGUGGGAGAUUUACCGAGCCCCCAGCUGCCUGCACUUGGGUGACUCCGACAGGGUCUACCUGAUGAAUGUUGACGUGAGCAGGCCGCAGCUGGUCAUACCCAAGCUAGCCCUGGAAGUAGGAAACUAUUGCUUCGUCUUCUUUGUCUCCUUCGGGGACACCCCUCUGUCCAAGAGCAUUUUCGCCAACGUAACCGUGACGCCGAGUAAGCUGGUGCCCAUCAUCGACGGGGGCUCUUACCGCGUGUGGUCCGACACUCGGGACUUAAUCCUGGAUGGCGAGAAAUCCUACGACCCUAACUUGGACGACGGUGAACAGACGCCGCUGUUGUACUGGUGGUCCUGCACGUCCUCCUCCAAGACCUCGCCCGCGGGGUCCUCCCUGCAUUUCAGCGCUGCAGGGGGUGUGGUCACCGUUUCCAGAGCAAUGCUCGAGGCCGAUGUGGAGUACACCUUCGACCUCACCGUCUGGAAGACGGGUCUGAAUCCCGAGUCCACGAAUCAAACCGUGCUGAUCAAGAAGGGAAAGGUCCCCAUUGUGUCCCUGGAAUGUGUUUCCUGCAAAGCCCAGUCUGUCUACGAAGUCAGCAAGAGCUCCUACGUCUACCUGGAGGGCACCUGCCGGAACUGCCGGAACGACUCCAAGCUCGGGCGAUGGGCAGCGCAUAGCUUUAAAAACAAGUCUCUGGUCUUGGACAAAACCACCACCUCCACUGGCAACACGGGAAUGAACCUGGUCUUACGGCCAGGAGCCUUAAAGGAUGGGGAAGGGUACACCUUUACCCUUCAUGUCACGGACCUCACCAUCGGGGAGGAAGGUUAUGCCUCCAUGGACCUGCUCCCGAACCGGCCCCCUGUUGGAGGAGUGUGUCAGCUCUCGCCGAAUGCGGCGGUCCAAGCGCUGAUGACAAAGGUUCACUUUGAAUGCACAGGCUGGAGAGACACGGAGGACGAGGAGACCCCCCUGGUGUACAUCCUCCUGGCCACUCGCUGCAAACCGGGACAGUGCGAGCAGUUCGGCAUGUACAAAGGCAGCCGCUCCGAGCACAGCGCCUUCCUCCCGCCGGGCUUCAGUGCAAACCGCUUCCUCGUGCACGUGUCUGUGCUGGUGCAGGAUCAGCUGGGAGCCACGGCCGUGGCCCUUAACCGCUCCAUGACCAUCACCCUGCCCAGGCCCGCAGCCGGCGCCCACAGCCUCUCCCACUGGCUCUACAACCAGACCGAGACAGUGCUCCAGGGCCUGGUGAAGCAGCGGGACCCGCAGAAUGUCAUCGAGUACUCCCUGGCCCUCAUCACCAUCCUAAACGAGCACGAGCACUUGAUGCGUGGGGACGCCGAGACCGGGGGCGAGCGAGAGCUGCGCACCUGGACGCGGCGGAACAUCACCGAGACCCUCGUCUCCCUGAACGUGAACACGGUAGACGACAUCCAGCAGAUCUCCGCUGCCCUUGCUCAGUGCACGGUGGCGAGCAAGGAGCUUCUAUGCCGAUCGUGUCUGACCGGGACCUUGAGCAAGCUAGAAAGCAUGAUGGCCAUCCUGCAGGGCGAAACCACGCAGGGCAUCAUGACUCCGACAGCCAUUGCCGACAACAUCCUCAACAUCACCGGGGACUUAAUACACCUCGUCAACACGGUUCCCCCCGAGUCCAAACUCCAGGGGGCGUGCGGCGAUCCCCACCGCGUGCUGGUCGCUUCCAAAGCCUACAGCCUGUCCUCCAGCCUGAUGCGCAUCCUCAUGAAGUCCCGGGUGCUGAAUGAGGAGCCCCUGGAACUGGUGGGAGGCGAAAUCGUGGCCAAGGGCAAGCGGUCUGACCCCUUCAACUUGCUCUGCUACGAGAACGCAUCAGACUGCCAGUUCUCCAUCCCCCAGGCCUUCAACACCACCUUCUCCGACCUGACCGACGUGGUCCAAGUCAUGUUCCGGGUGGACUCCAACCCCUUCCCCUUCGGCUACAUCAGCAACUACACCGUGUCCACAGAGGUGGCCUCCAUGGAGUUUCAAACCAACAAUGGGACCCAGAUCCCCAUUGGGAGCCUGGACUCGGAAAAGGCCAUCACCGUGAUGGUAUCGAACAGCUCCGGCGGGAGGAACAUCUCUGCUGGCUCUGCCGUCGUGCAGGGGAAGGCUUCGGUGAACCUCAUUGUUACGACUGAAAACAGCCUCUGGGAAGCAGGGCUGCACUUCCAGCUCACCUACCGUGUCUUAAACGAGCGCUACGUCUCGAGCGAGCCGGAGCCGUUCAUCGCAGCCUACCUGUCUCCCUCGCCGGCGCCCAACGAGCACAACUGCAGCGCGGCCAGGAAGAUCGGUCUGGAGGCCGUCGAGAGGCGGGACCACAAGCGCUACACUUUCUUCAUUUCCCCGAUAACCCACGACACUACUCAGGCCUAUUACUUGAACGUCACGAACCAUUUCAGCUGGUCGCCGGUGGAGGUGACCCUGAGCGUGUACACCUCCCUGUGCCAGUACUUCAGCGAGCAGGAGAUGAGGUGGAAGACGGAAGGCAUCAUCCCGUUGGAGGAGACCAGCCCGGAUCAGGCGGUGUGCUUAACUCAACACCUGACAGCCUUCGGAGCCAGCCUGUUUGUUCCCCCAAACUCCGUCCAGUUCAUAUUUCCUGCGCCUGGCCCGGGUCCCAACUACAUUGUCCUGCUGACGUGUGCUGUCUGCUUCGUGACGUACUCCGUCGCCCUGCUGAUUGUGCACAAACUGGACCUGAUUGACAUUAACCGAGUGGGGGUGAUUCCGUUCUGCGGGAAGAACGGGCUGUAUAAAUACGAGAUCCUGGUGAAAACCGGCUGGGGCCGAGGGUCAGGUACCACAGCCCACGUGGGGAUCACCUUGUACGGCGUGGACAACAAAAGCGGCCACAGGCAUCUGGACGGGGAGAACGCUUUCCACCGCAACAGCCUCGAUGUCUUCCAGAUCGCCACCGAGCGCAGCCUGGGCAGCGUCUGGAAAAUCCGCAUCUGGCAUGACAAUAAAGGACUCAGCCCGGCGUGGUACCUGCAGCACGUCAUCGUCCAAGACCUGCAGACCAGCAAGAGCUACUUCUUCCUGGUGAACGGCUGGCUGUCGGUGGAGAGCGAGGAGAGCGAGGGCAGGGUGGAGAAGGAGGUGUACGCCGCCAGCGAGAGUGAGCUGAGGAGCUUCCCUCGGAUCUUCGUGGCCGAGCUGCAGCGGGGUUUCUUCGAGAAGCACGUCUGGCUCUCCCCGGGGGACCGGCCCCCCCGCAGCCGCUUCACCCGGGUGCAGAGAGCCACCUGCUGCGCCGCCCUCCUCUCCCUCUUCCUCUGUGCCAACGCCGUGUGGUACGGCGUGGUGGGCGACGCCACGCGCAGUUACGUGGCUGUGUCCAGGCUGAUCCCGGUUAGCGUCGACACCGUGGCUGUUGGUUUGGUGUCCAGUGUUGUGGUCUAUCCAUUGUACCUGGUCGUUUUGUUCCUCUUCAGGAUGGCGCGUAGCAAGGUGUCCGUCAGCCACACCCUGACUCACUCGGACCAGCAGUCCUUGGAGAUCGAUAACUACCUGGACUCCUCCCUCCUGGAGAGCUCCUUCCUCUCCUUCCCCGGGCUCCGGACCGAGGCCUUCUCCGAGCAAACCAAAACCGAUUUGUUCCUGGACGAUUCGAAAAGUCUGAUUCGGUGGCACUCCAGCGAGGCCCUGCUCCACUGGCCAGAUCUCCUCAGCGACCCCUCCAUCAUGGGCAACACCAUCCAGAAACUGAAGCGGGGACGGGCCAGCCGCCACCUGGGGCUUGAGGUGCCUCUGCCGGCCGAGGAGGACAGCUUGUCGCUUGGCUUGCACCACGGGCAGACCAAAUGCUUCUCCGCCUCAGAUGAGGAUCUCAUCCGGCAGAUCCUCGCCGACGGCGCUAGCGGCAUUUCCCACCCCCAGGAGACGGGGCCUCAUGCCCGAGCCGAAACGGACCUGCUCUCCGGCCUCUCCUCUGUGUUUGGGGAGAAGACGGAGACCAUCAUGCUGCAGCGGCUGAACGAGAAAGGGCAGAACAUCCCAGCCCCGGCCAGAGACGUGAGCGGCUCUGCCAAGUCGACGUGGACAGUUGUGGACCCCGGGUUCCGGAAGCGCCUGCUGCCGCACUGGUGCUCCUUCCUAGCUCACGCCAUCAGCCUCCUGCUCCUUGCCACCUCCAUGGGCGUCUCGGUGUGGAUCGGCGUGGGCUUCAGCUCCAGCGUGGCGCUCAUGUGGCUCAUCUCAGGGAUUUUCAGCUUCCUGGCGUCCUUCCUGGUCUGGGAGCCUCUGAAGGUUCUGCUGGAAGCCCUGUACUUCGCACUGGUGGCUAAGCGCCUGCACCCGGAGGAAGAUGACACGCUGGUGGAGCAGCCCUUCGUCGAGCACGUUUCCGAAAAGAUCAACAAAGUCCGACCUCCGCAGGGGUUUGCCCUUUUCCAGGCCAAGGAGGAGGCCCGGAAAGUCAAACUGCUUCACAAGAUGCUAAAGAAUUUCCUCAUCUAUAUGCUGUUCUUGCUGGUGACGCUGCUGACCAACUACGGCGACGCCUCCCGCCACGGCAGGGCCUUCCUCCUGCAAAGCUCCAUCAAGCAGCAGGUUGGCGGUGAGGAAUUCCUCCGCAUCAAGAGAUCCGACGAGUUCUGGGUGUGGCUGGGGCCAACCCUGCUCGCCUCACGAGAGAGGAGACAGGGAGGGGUUUCCAGCGGGACAGAGCUGAGAGGUGGAGCUCGUUUUCUAGCUUCCCGGGAGCCAGCGGGCACGGUGCUGGUCUCCGCUGAAGUCCGGCUGCAGAAUGCCUGGAUACCGUUCACGAUUUCCUCGGCGGGACGGAUGCCCCCACGGCGGCGAAGACCUGCACGUCCGCCUCUAGCAGCGGGCCAUUACGCGGUGGGCUGGGAGAGGGUAUCUGUCAAUCUGACCCAGUCUUGGUCCUACUCGCCGCCUGACCUCGCCGGCGUCUGGUACUGGGGCGCCCUCUCGGUGUACGACAGCGGAGGUUACGUCCAGGAGCUGGGAGCCACGCUGGCGGAGAGCAGAGCCCGGGUGGACUAUCUCCAGCAAAACAACUGGAUCAACAACAUGAGCAGAGCGGUCUUCGUGGAGCUGACGCAGUACAACCCCAGCGUGGACCUGCACGCCGCCAUCACCCUGCGGCUGGAGUUCCCGUGGCCCUUCCCCCUGCUGCGGCUCAGCGGGGGAGUCACGCUGCAGCUUGUCAUGAUGGUCUUUCUCAUGGUGUUUGUGGUCUACUUUGUGGUUUCCGAGUCCCUCUCCAUCCAAAAGGAAGGCAGGGCCUACUUCACGUCCUUGGGAAGCUACAGCCAGUGGCUGCUCAUCCUUCUGGCCACCUGCACCGUGGUGGUGCACGUGAGCCAGGCCACCAUCGCUGACCAGCAGUGGGCAAAGUAUCUGAAGAACCGCAAGGGCUUCACCAGCUUUUACCAGGUGGCCCUCCUCAACACGGUCUUCAACGGCUUUGCCGCCUCUCUUGCCGAGGGCACGUGGCCCUUCGUCAGCUACAUGCCAGCAGGGCGGGUGGACACUGAACUCCGGCAUGCGGGGCCUGACCCUGGCAGCAGGGCCACUCGGUGGAAGGCCACCCCAGACGGGCCUGCAGCGCGUUCCUCAGCCCAUACGGGUAUAAACCUGCCUCCUCUCCUCUGGUCUCAGGCUGCCCACCAGCUGCGCUUUGUCAGGCAGUGGUCCGUGUUCGGCAAAACCCUGCAGAAGUCCACGCGGGAGCUGGCUGCCGCCGGACUGGCCUUCACGCUGCUCCUCCUCGCUUAUUCCCAGCUUGGCUUCCUGCUCUUCUCCUCCUGCUCCGAAUCCUUCCACAGCUUCAGCAGCAGCCUCCUGCUCCUCCUGGCCGCCAUCCGCGGCAGCGUGAACCUCCGGCUCUGCCUGCCCGAGCCCUCGGGGCUCUACUACCUCUUCUGCACCAGCUACAUCGCCCUGGAGAUGUGGAUCAUGCUGAGGCUCUUUGCCGCCGUGCUCAUCCACAGCUACCGGGAGAUGAAUUUCGAGCUGUGCCGCCCGGCCUUCGAGCCCCAAGACUACGAGAUGGUGGAGCUCUUCGUCCGCCGCCUGAAGCUUUGGAUGGGCUUCAGCAAAGUCAAGGAAUUUCGGCACAAGGUGAGGUUUGAAGGGAUGGAGCCGUUACCGUCCCGCUCCUCCAGCGACUCCAAGUCCUUCCGGGGUCCCACCCCCAGCGCAGCCUCCGACAGCUCCAGGGCUUCCACUUCCUCCAGCCAGCUGGACGUGCUGAGCACCAGGGAGAGCUCAGAGGUGGAGGCCGACGUCCAGCGUCUCCUCUCCCUCUUCGAGGUGCUGCUGGCCCAGUUUGACCGGGUGAACCAGGUGACGGAGGAGGUCUAUCGCAUCGAGCAGCAGCUGCAGGACUCCCAGAGCAGGAGGACCAGGAUGAAGUCCAUCCAGAUGACAGAGGACCUGCUGACUAGCUACUGCCUGGAGCGCACAGAGCAGGGACUUCCUCCUGAGAACUUUUCUGACGACUUGCACCCUCCCCGAGACCCUGUCUUGCCCUCCCACCCCGCCAGCGCCCUGGAGAGCAGCACAGACCGUGUGCCCAGCCCAAUAAUCCGAGCCAGUAGGGGCAUCAGCCUAGCAUCUUCUCUGCUUUCCCUGCACAAGACACACACUCCCCCAGCGUCAGUGGUCAGGAAGAAAAAAACGCUCCGGGCAAAGAACAAGGUCCACCCCAGCAUCAAGUAACUGGAGACCACGUGCAGCGCCACUGGGGAAAUACGUCACCGCGCCUUCGCGGGGAAGGCGGUAAGAGCCUCGGAACGUGACCCAUGAAGGUUCCACCGCCGCUUGGGGUCAGAGCCGGAAGUCGCAAGGGGCUGCCGGUGUGGAAAACGGAAGCAUUCGCUGUGCCGUGCUGGGCUCUUGGCCAGCUUGGAUGCUGGCAGCAUCACUGCCGCCUCAGGACAUGCAGCUGAGAAGAUGCUGUGAGUCUCCCACGAGCCUAAUGAAGAUGGACACAGCCGCUGUGAGUUGUACACCCUGGCAGCUUCUGACUCCACGGGUCCUCACUUUCCUGUUUUGUUUAGCGAUGGUUUCACAGCUUUUUGGUCGCCUUGGAGAUUGUUGGUCCUUUGGGCCAGGGCAACCUCCACGACCCAGCGUCACCAAGGCCAGAGGAGAGAGGCUGCAAGACAUUCACCUCACCAUAGCUAGCACCGGCAGCAAGAGGAAAAGCAACGUUAACCGGGGCUGAUAGUAAACAGAAGUGUCUCACAAAACGAGCACGUUUCAAAAGCACUGGCCCGGUACUGCUAAGUUGCUCUAGCAAGAGCUGCGGCGAAGUAAAGCGAAUGCCGCCAGGAUCACCUCCAGAAGGAUUUCCCGGGCUCAGCGGGCUGGGCCAAAAGCCGAGGGGAGAGGAGGUGACAUUCCGAGUACUUCAUGGUUUUAUCGACUUGUGGGUUCACAGACCGGACACCGUGGAGGAAAACGACAGGUUUCAGGGGGAUAUUUAACUCAAUCAUUGUAUCGGCAUGAAUAUAUAGAGACAGUAUCUACACCCAGGGCGGUUAGUUUGCAGUAUUGGCUAGUGUUAUCCUCCAGCAUUUGAUACUAUUAUUUGUAUUUAAAAAUUAUUUAAAAAUAUGAAAGACCGUGACAUCCCUAUCAAGCCACCGCUUCCAAUCAGCAACCAGUCUUAGGGAGUGGCAAUUAGUGACAGCUCCGCUAAAAAGGUACUGGAGACCUAGGGGGAGUUCUUCUAAUUGGUCACUCAAACGAGGGGGCUGCCGGCUCAGCUCCCCUUUCGCUACUGAUCUUUCCCCAGCCAAUAGAUUGAAUGGGUAAGUGUGGUGCGUUGGUUGCUUGGUUUCUCUUGUUGAAGGAAUGUAUUGACAUAGGUAUUUUUUUGGUUUACUUUUUUGUAUGUACUGCCCAGCACUUUAAACAAUGCUUUCCUUGGCUAACCACGACACACGCAAACGUUUUAACGAGAACGGAAUAAUAUAUCGUGAAAGCAGUAUUUUUUUUUAAACAUACACGGAAAUGAGCAAUCGGUAAUGUGAACGCAGCUCCCCAGUGCGCCAUCCCGGGUGCAGCCACACCUCCAGGGCUGGGUGCCGGCUAACGACCCUCAAACCUUCUCACCCACAAACGUAGGAGUGCCCCACGGGAAACAAAUGCCUUCAGAUAAACAAACGCUCUAGAGGAUGCAGGAAACAAGCCGCCUGGCAGCGGAAAGAAGUGGGGCGAGACAAGGGCAAACAGGUCUUGGUUUGCUCCUGUCCGGGACAGGAAGAUGUAUCUGCUCCCACUCCCCACGGUGCUGUAAGCCAGAGUAUAUUGAGCUACAACUGCACUACAUUUGAUAGGCCAUGGCAGGUACGUGUUGAGCACUUCCUACCCCCUCUAGAAAAUCAGAACAGUGGCAAUCAAAUGCACCCAUGUGGGCAGCCCCCCUCUGUGCCGAUUAUUUCCAGCUCUGCUAAGAGGUGCUAACAUCAGCAAAAUUGUCCUGGCAGCGAGUGCCUGUGGAAACGCCCUCCCCAGGCUGCGUUCACCUCACCCUUGCCGUUCCGCGCUAUGUCGAUUGUAAGUAAUUUAUACGGGGUUUUGAAAUGUAUAUAGUUAUGUAUGUUUGCUAUAUUUUCAUAGCAGCGGUGCCGUGUGUGACACAUGUAGAUAGCCGACAGAACACUGAUGUCAGAGUUAUUUAAAGGGUGUAUGAAGUGCUUCUUUCCGGGACUGUUCAUUGUAUAUAAAGUAUUAGGUGUCGGCGUGCGUGUGCGCUCUUGUGCCCGACGACGAGGCGCGGGCUGGCCUGGCCCGCUGUCAGGCUCAACACAGGGAGCUGAGUGCGGCAACGGGGUCGCUCGCGAUGCCUUUGGGGUUCUUCCCCAGCCCCCGGCCAGUUCUGCUCAAGGCUUUCGAAUGGUAGAGCUGUUCGCCGGCUGCCCGUUGAAACCAAAAGGCCAAUAUUAGCGGGGGCUGUUGUUCCUGGUACAGCAUCUCCUUUUUGACCCCAGCUGGCUUCCAGGGCUGCCCCGUUUGGCUCGUCACAUGGCUCUCUUCCAAGCCCUUAAGCUCCCUAAUCCAGGGGAGGAACGAGCUGAUGGGAAGUCUGUGCUCCUUUCAUGCAGGCUAGAGCCACUUCCUUUCGCAUUGGUGGCUCUUCCCUUUUGGCAGCUCGUUCGCCAUCUCCAGCUCCUGGUUUUCUCCUGCUGCGCAUGUGAGAUGGAGGCAUGGAGCUUGGUAAUCCAGCUGGCAUCCAGGCUGCCUUGCGCCACGCUUGCUGGAGACUUGAGCUGCAAGCCCGGGAUUUCCUCGCGAGGAGGUUUGCCUUCAGGGAAGUUCGUUUGGACGUUUUGGACUUGCGGAGCUGACUGCAGAGGACAAAGUUAGGUGCGGCCUUGUCGAAGGCGCAGGGGAGAGGUUAGCGUGAGGGCGAAAGAAAGGCGAAGGCGGUUUGGUGGGGGCGGGGAGGGCCUGAAAGCACAGAAGGCAAGGCUGGAAGUAGAGUAGAGCGCGAAGGAAAUGGGAGCUGGAGCCCUGGGCGAGCUUCGCAGAGGGGCGACGGAAGAUCGGCAGGGGCAGAGUCCCAGCAAAGUGACAUGCUUGGAAUGUUGGAAGAGGCAGCGGCAGACAAGUUGGAGAAGUGGAAAGUGGAGCUUACUUGGCACCUAUCCGUUAGCACAGGCCUGGGCACCAUACGGCCCAGGAGCCGGAUCUGGCCCAGAGCAAGGGGCAGGUUUUGCUAUUGAGUUUACAGCAAUAAAUCCUAUUGCCUACACCCAAAUGAUUUUAUAUCCCUAUUACUGCACUCUAUCUGCCCUGAGAUUUGAAUCAAUUCCGCUCCCUCCCCUCCCCCCAAAACUACUUCAAUGCUGCUUUUGAACAACCCCCCUUCCCUUCACUUUUUACAAGCAACAGAAGCACUGUUUGGGUCUGCCCCAUGGGCUCUGCAAGGUUCCCCGCACACGGCUUUGGAGACAAAGCAGCGUCAGCGGAGAGAUUAUGGGAACAUGCCAGGGCCGCAGUGCUGUCUGUACUGGCCAAACUAGCAACUCGUGUGAUGCCCCAAACCUGUUCUUGGGGGCAGGGGGUAGCCAGGAUUCAGCUUGUUGCGGUCCACCAGAGGCACUGUGACACCAUGGGCAAAGUGACAAUUUCUAGGGGUCCUUUCCCCUGGCUGUACACAAGAGCUGAAGUACUCCUUCAGCUCAGGGCGAGAGAUGUGAG
Pelodiscus sinensis (Chinese soft-shelled turtle) is the source of this 16704-nucleotide messenger RNA. Lineage: Eukaryota; Metazoa; Chordata; Testudines; Trionychidae. The record is from RefSeq and is a predicted model, not a curated record.